Cavia porcellus (domestic guinea pig) is the source of this 3684-nucleotide messenger RNA. Its product is annotated as olfactory receptor 8S1-like. The transcript has 2 exons. Gene Ontology annotation, molecular function: odorant binding; G protein-coupled receptor activity; olfactory receptor activity. NCBI's taxonomy places the organism in Eukaryota, Metazoa, Chordata, Mammalia, Rodentia, Caviidae. The record is from RefSeq and is a predicted model, not a curated record. Gene Ontology annotation, cellular component: membrane. Bases 517 to 1512 code for a protein of 331 amino acids. Gene Ontology annotation, biological process: G protein-coupled receptor signaling pathway.
GUCAUUUCCUCAUCUUUACAGUUAUUAAGCUAGAAUGAACUUUUGAAAACAAUGAACUUCUCCAGUUUUUAAAAAUGAAAACCUCAAGUGACUUAUUCACAUGUUUGCAGGGAGAGAGAAAGGAUCUAUCAUCAGGUGUCACAAUAGCUCUCUCAAUCAUUUAAAUAUUCAUCAUGGACUGUCUGGAAGCAGGUCCAUCAAACACUUGUUGAUUUGCUAUGCCAGUCAGUGCUUCUGUGGUUUGACUCAGUUUCCUUUGGAAGAGAGAAUAGAACUUCUUUGGGUCCUCAGGUCUACCAUCAGCUCCUUCAUUUCCUCCUCUUCUUAAGGUAAUCCUUGUCCUCAUCUCUUUCUUUUCCAGGUCUGAAUCUCUACACCCUCACUCUCAGGUUUCUGCUCUGAACUAGGCGUUGCUGACAAGAGAGGACCCGGCAGGGCAGCCUGCUGCAUAAUCUGUCUGGGUCAGUCCUGAAGCUUUACUCAAAAUGCCUCAUCUCCAGACAUACUCUGUUACUGAUGAAUCAUUUCCGCGUUCUUAUCAGUUCUUGUUCCUCUGAAGCGAUUGUUGUGUGCUCCAUGGGAGUUGGCAAUGAGACUUCAGUCACUGUGUUUGUUCUCCAAGGACUGUCCAACAAUCCUCAGAUCCAGCUGCUACUCUUUGUGGUAUUUUUAGUAAUUUACCUUCUGACCCUCACAGGGAACCUGCUGAUAAUGCUAAUUAUCUGUACUGAUUCGCACCUCCAGACUCCCAUGUACUUCUUCCUGGGACAUCUCUCCUUCCUGGAUGCUUUCUAUUCCUCAGUGAUUGUGCCUAAACUGUUAGAAAACCUUCUUUCCAAGGUGAAGGCAGUAUCCUUUCAUGGGUGUUUCACUCAGAUUUCCUUGGUCAUAUUUUCAGGGGCCACUGAAGCCUGCCUUCUUUCUGUCAUGGCCUAUGACAGAUUCCAGGCUGUGUGUCACCCUCUACUGUAUGUGGUGGCUAUGAACAGAAGGGUAUGUACUGGCCUAGUGGGUGCAUCCUGGGCCUUAGGAAUAAGUGCCAGCCUAAUGAAUACUCUCUUACUAGCUCAGCAGCACUUCUGUGGCCCCAACCUCAUCCACAAUUUUGCCUGUGAGCUACCCCCAGUGCUUUUGUUGGCCUGUUCCAACCCCUACAGUAGUAUCGUCUCCAUCCUGGCCACCAUGGUGGUGCUGGGCUUUGGCACUCUUGUCCCGUUGCUGGGUUCCUACAGCCGUAUCAUCAUGACAGCCCUCGGGAUCAACUCUGCCACAGGUCGAAGCAAGAUCUUCUCCACCUGCUCUUCUCAUGUCAUUGUGGUCACCACCUUUUAUGGUUCAGGAUUUUUGAGGUACAUGACUCCAGCAUCUGGCUCAGCAUUGGAACAAGUGGUAUCCCUUCAGUACAGUGUGGUGACACCACUGCUCAACCCCUUCAUCUACAGCCUGAGGAACAAAGAGGUGAAGGCAGCUCUGCAGAGGAUGCUGGCCAGAAGGCCCAGGCUGAUCUUGUGACGUGGACUGCUCUGCUUCACCAGGAGGAAAAGAUACAGAGCACAAAGAGAAGCAAAGAAGAGCCAGGAAGAGCCACCACUACUUUGCUGUCUCAGUGCUCAACCCUUUCAGAGAGAAAAGACGUGGCUUCUGUUCAUCCAGUGAUCUGUCCUCAGACAAAGGAAAUGAGAACACCUCCACAAUAGAGCAGGUGACACUGCACAAGACAAUCUUCAGGUCUUCACGGGCAUUUGAUUUUAUAUCUUAUUUCUUCUCCUUCCUAUCUUUCCCUUCUCUCCAUCUCCCUUGUCUCCCCUCUUUUGUUUAUGCACAGAAUGUAAAUCAACUCAUCAGGACACUAGCUAACUCUAUUAUCCCACUGCACUCUACUAUCCCAUCCAGAUACUGUGAGAGCUAAUUGCCCUUUAUUCCCAUUCCAAAGGAUCCCUGGCAAAUCCGUAUCUUAUUAACAACUUAAGAAAUAGAAUAAGAUCUCAGUUUUCCUGUCUUCGUUCUUAAAAAGUAGCCCCUUAACCAGACCCUAGAAAAUCCCCACUGCUGUGGACAACCUAAGGAAUGAAAGAAGGAAUAAAUCAUUGAUCCAUCUGACAUCUUUCUCUUGCAUGAUCCUAGCAAGCAGGUGGAGGUGAAUAUUCCCCUUUAAAAAGUGCACUGAAAACAGUACCUUUGUCUAAUGUCUUCUGUGCCCCUGUAUCUGGUACAUCCUGACACCGUCAGGAUGUGUUAGAUAAGUGAAAAAAUAAGUGACUGAGAGGAAGGAAAAGUAAGAGUGCUAUGAAGAGGAACAUUUAAUAACAUGCCGUAAUCUCCUAUCUUCACAACAAGACAGGUGUCAAAGGAAAGCAGCGGGAAGGAGAAAUCAGGAAAGGAAAUAAGAGACUGGAUAUUGUAAAGCACCAUUCUGAAUCUUUCUCAAACAAAUCUUGGUUAAUGGCCUGCAUUCUGACCUUUAUCUGAGGCUCCAACACGAAGGUUGGAAAAUUUUUGAUCCAUGUCUGGUUCAUGACCUCAUUCCAGAUCUAGAGAAAAGCAGAGUUGGAUAAUACAAAGCAAAUACCCAGCUUCUGUACAACUGGAUACUUGGUUCCCAGUAGAUACUCAGGAAGAAAGUGGCAGUUUCUGUCUCAUUUCCACUGAAAGACCAAGAGGUCUGUGAUAGUCAAUACUACUUCCAUUAGGAGAUGAGAACGCAUCCUCAGUGGAGUGUGUGUUUAGUAUGCAUAAAUCCUUUAAUUCACAAAUAUUUGUAUAACAUGCAGUACACUGUGCAAUAAUUGAAUGGACUUUUUUUAAAGUUUGAAGACUGCUUUCAUUUAUGCUAGCUUUGUGCCUGUUCUUGACCCUUGAAUCAGACUAAGGUCUUAUUUAUAAAUAAAACUCUUACUUCCAGGUUCCUUCAGGCUCCCAAAGAUCACGGUCUCAUAGAUUAGCAUCCUUGCCCUUUCAGGUAUGCUUUCCCAGUCUCUGUAAGAUGAAGGCUGAUGCUGUGGUUUGGAUGUUGCAUGUACCUCAAGGCCCACUUAUAAAGGCUUGAUCCAUGGCCUGCAGCACAUCAGUAUUAGGAGAUGUUUUAGGAUGUGUGACCUAAUGGGAGCUCCUUAGGUCACUGAGCAUGUGCUUUCGAAAGAGGUUGGAGAACUACAGGUCUCUCUAUCUCUCUGUUCCUCUCUCUGUCUCUGUCUUUCUGUCUCUCUGUCUCUCUCCUCUCCCUGAUCUUCCCUUUCUUUCUCCUUUAGUGUCCUCCUUAUCCCUGUCCCAUUCCCCUCCUUUCUUCUUUCCUUCCCUCCCUUACUGUCUACCCCACACAGUGGAAUUCCUUGACUUUGAACCUCUAAAACAAUGAAUUAAAUAAAACCUUUCUCUUUAAUUUAGAUGCCUCAGGUAUUUCACUGUAGUAAUACACAUUUGACUAAUAUAAUCCUGGAAUGACCAUCACAGCCCCAGCUUUAGUGGCAUUCCUGUUCUAGCUCCUUGAUGGAGGUGGUCCCUCAUAUUGUCUAGAGCAUGUAGCUGUGUCAGAUUAACAGGUAAGAAAUAAAUACUCAGUAUCAAUGGGUUUAAUGUCCAUCCAACUCUGCCUCCUCACAUACACAAUACACAGGGCGUGUAUGAACCCUGAGGACUUUGGGAAGCCUGGUGUCCCAUACUUAGGAAGGGAAACAAUGAAAUGCU